Molecule: messenger RNA, 6364 nt
Organism: Labeo rohita (rohu)
Lineage: Eukaryota; Metazoa; Chordata; Actinopteri; Cypriniformes; Cyprinidae
Gene: rbbp8nl
Product: retinoblastoma binding protein 8-like
Exons: 23
Coding region: 3548-5290 (580 amino acids)
Biological process (GO): double-strand break repair via homologous recombination; DNA double-strand break processing involved in repair via single-strand annealing
Cellular component (GO): site of double-strand break
Molecular function (GO): single-stranded DNA binding; damaged DNA binding; double-strand/single-strand DNA junction binding
Source: RefSeq, a predicted model, not a curated record
UAUCGAAUCCUAUCCUAUCCUGAUUACUCUUAUUUAGCUCUGAUUUAUCCUAUCCUACUCUAUCCUAUUCUGUCCUGUCCUGUCUUGUCUUAUCAUAUCAUAUCCUGUCUUGCCCUAAUUUAUCCUGUCCUGUCCCAACCUGUCCUAUAAUUUCUUAUUCUACCCUGACCUGUCCUGGUCUACCUUGAUGUGACUGAUUCUAUCUCUGUCUCUGUCUCUGUCCUGGCCUAUCCUAUCCUGUCCUACCCUUACUUAUUCUGACUUAUCCCAUAGCAUCCAAAGUUAGCUGUAUCAUUUUCUUCAUUCCAGUCUUUGAGUCUGAAUCUUUGCCUCAUUUUGACUUAUUAGAAUCUGUGACCAAAAUCAUCUGGCACCAAAUAUGUCAUUUCCUCCAUCCAGUGACUCACAUAGUAACUCACAAUGAAUCCAGCUCCAUUUAUAUGUCAUUGUUGUCUGUAAUUUUGAAAUACUUUCAUCCCAGUGUCUGCUCUGUAUGCAUGUGAUAUUUGUGAGGUGCAUAUGUGAUUUGUGUAUGUGUGCGUGUGUGCGUUUGAGAGGUCAUCCACAUCUCUCUUCUACACGGCUCUUAGCGCGGACCCUUUGAUGUGCUUUUAGAAUGGCCAUACAGCUCUCUGCUUUACCUCUCGCUUGACAAUUGUUUAUUAGUUUUGAAACGGCUUUAGUGGACAUCAGGCUCUCUGAGAUGGCGCGUUUGAGAAAAGGACGACUCACAACUCAACCGACCCCUCCUCCCCAAAAGCAGGACCCAGGACAGUGAGUCACAGAGACCCUUUGAAGGGCAAAGGGAGACUUGGAUCUGCUGGGGUAGGGAGUUUGAAGGAAGGAGGAAUGGGUAGGAUGGAUGUUUCAUUUCGAGUGAGAGAAAGUUUGAGAUGGUCACAGAAGAAAGUGUAGGAGAGGAAAAAGACAAGGGAGAAGACCACCCUGGUGUUUAAGAGCUCAUUGUGUGUGAGAUUUAUAGCAAUGGUUACUGGUUGUGAGAGGUCUUUGAGAGUCCUGUGGAAGUGCUAAGAGAGUGCUGUAUAAACGCCUCAAGAGCAUUAGGAAACUGUCAUUAAUGCAACAGGACAGCAUUACAAAGCAGUUUUGUUAAAGUGGACAAGUCUUUGUAUGUGUGCCUUUGUAAGAGGAUAGUGUAAACACUGCACAAAAAUCUGAAUCUGAAUCAUCUUAAGCUGGUAGCUGUGUUUUGUAGCUGGUUUCUGGUUGGCCCAAGUUAUUAAUUAGCUAGAUUUUUUUUAACAGGAUGUGUAGGUGUUGAAAGAGGGUAUACAGUGAAAAAUAUCUAAAAAUCUUUACAUAUAUUGUACUAUUAUAUUCAAGUUUAUUUACGUUCAAACGUAAAACAAGAAAAAAAAAACUUUUAAAGAUACAUAUUGAGUUUUGGACAUUUAACUAGAAAUUGGACAAAUCUUAUAAAUUGUUUAGUUGGGUUUUUUACUCUCUGCAUGAUGUAAUAUUUUGUUUACACAAAUGGUGUGAUUUUGUAUAACCUGGAAGUGACUAGAAGGAAAUUAUUUGUAAGGAAAAACAGUCAUAUGUGUUUGUUUGUUUUUUUUUUUUUUUUUUUACAUGAAGUACAUUCUAGACACACUUUAAUCCCCAUGACUAAUAUAGUCCUUAUGUUAAAAAGAACAGUACAAUGCUAUUAUUAAUCAAGAAGACACUUGAAGUUGCUACGGCUAAAAUUAAUACUGUUAGUCCUUUUUUUGUCUCUGUUUUCAGGAAAUCGGGGUACAACUGCAUUGCAGCUGCUUCCUCCAGUGACUGUCAUAAAACACGUACAUGUACUUGUGAACAUUUUUAUAACAAUUUGAAUCAGAUUAUAUCAAUGUUAUGUUAUCUAUAUUUUGCCAAGAAGUCUCAUUGAGGUUUUUAAUCCUCAGUACUAAUGCAGACUUUGAAUGUUAAAUGUUAUUCAACACCUACGUCUAAAAAACAGCAUUAUGUACGUACUGCAGUCACAACAGCUUGUCAGGACAACAAGGCACUGAGAAAAUAAAUAGGACUGUCUCCACUUGUGUAUGAAGUCAGAGCUACAAUAUAAAAAUAUGCAAAUUGAUAAAAAAAAAAUGCCCUCAAACUUUGUCUAUUUGCAAGUGUGUUUAAUAUUUUUGCAACUGUUUGCACUAAAAAAAAUUUUACUGACAAUUUUUGGACAGUGUUUUGUUUCCUUUAAGCUCUAUUGAACAGUAUUUCGAGGGAGCUAAUAUGAUGGAUCAGUCUGCCCCUAGAUAAACAGUGCUUUAUAUUGGUUUUAGAUUAAUAAUCCAUAUACAGCAGUUUCACCUGCACUAGUUUUUCACUUAAUUUUUCACAUCUCUCAGGAGUCACAGAGUUACUGAGAGUUCACUUCAUCCGUCUUCUCUCAAGUAAAGAGAGACUCCCUGCAAAUACGUCUAAUCUUCCUUACCUCUCUUUCAUAACCAUCACUUUUCCUUCUUGCCGUGGGACAUGAUACGUUCGCUCCGUCAGCUCGAGUCUUAUCGCUGUGUGUAAAGGGGUUCUGUGUUCUGUCAUAGAGGCAGGAGGCCAUAAACACAUAUGAGCAUCUCCCUCACUGUCAAGACUUCCUGAGCCGUGAUUGGCUGAGGGCUGCAUUGUCACCGCAGCUGAUUGGCCUGGCUGAGGAUGAAUGGCCACGCUGACAACCAAUGGGGCCAGAUGAGGGUGAGCCGGAACUUCCUGUGUUGGUUCCACGAAAGGAGACCCUGCAGUUUCCCCCCAGCGGAAUAAGUGCAUGCCUGUGCACGUGGGUGCCCAUCUUAAAUGUUGACAGUGAAGAUGAGACAGGAAGUGAGUGGGUUUGGGAAAGUCCACGAGGCGGGAUUCGAAAUUGGGACACCCGAGGCGCAACUGCACCAUAUGUCAGCGCACUGCCCACAAGGCUGUUGGUGCCGACAGGUCUCUGACAGUGAAGAUGAGACAGGAAGUGAGUGGGAUCGGGAAAGUCCACGAGGCGGGAAUGGGGACACCCGAGGCAUAACGGCACCAUAUGUCAGCGCACUGCCCACAAGGCUAUUGGCACCGACGGGUCUCUUGGCUGAAAGGGUCAUCUGGACAACCUCCUGUCGCAGAGUUUCAGUCACCUUAGAGCGGCCCGUCAUCUUGUUAUCUCAGUGAAAAUUGGAGGAUUGCUACCAGUUAAAUAUGUUUACAAUCCAACGUGGCUCUCCGGGGGGCUCCAGAUGACACCGGCGUGACGAGGAGACCGACGGCAUCGCGUGAUUGGCAGGUGACGUGAUUGACGUCCACAAGGUGGCACGGGAGGCCACAGAAUACACAAAAAUGCUGGAAAACCAAAGAAUUUUGUGGGACCUGAAGGAUUUUUCUGAAGAACAGCAGGGACAAACAAGGGACUCAUGAACAACUAUCACUAAACAAAAAAACACAGCAUUCAAGUAACAACACAGUAUUAAGAAUCAAGUGCAUACGUGCAUACACAAAUAAAGUUAGGCCUGCGGUGCACAUCUUGCAGAACCAGUUUGGAAGACGAGUGAAGAAGCAGGUGUGCAGGAACACCAGCAUGGCUGUGGAAAGCUUUCCUGAACUCCUGCAGAAACUGCGGGAGGUCCAUGAGCAUGAGUUAGAGGGUUGGCAAGAGAAAGUACUGGAGCUGACAAAUAAGAAGAAUAUCGAUUCAAAGCGCAUAGAAGAACUUUACGGCAGGAACCAGCAGAUGAAAGAACAACAGCGGAUUCUUACUGAGAACAUCAAACAGCUGGAGAACAGGUUGCGGGCCGGGUUGUGUGACAGGUGUACAGUCACUCAGGACGUGGCUAAAAAAAGACAACAGGAAUAUGAAAACUCUCAGCUCCAGAGUCUGCAGCACAUCUCUUUACUGGUGAGCGAGAUGAAUGCACUAAAGAAAGAAAAUGACAGACUGAGAGAGGAGCUCAAGAGCUUGAGCGAUCCAUCAAAUCGGCAGAAUGGUCAUUCAGAGAACGCGAUCACCCCAGAGGUUAAGGUGUCACCUGACACAGCAGUGGCUGCUGUGACUUUACUGGCCUCAGGACUAAAGUCCAGCCAGCCUCCACCAGGGGACACCACUGUACCUGCAGCGACUGUCAAACGUGAAACAGACAACAGCCCAACUGACCUGGAAAAAGCUUCUGAACACAAACUUAUGCAAAGCUGGGGCAGGGUGUUUUCAUUUGAAUCAAAUAAGCCAAUGUUGCCUACUUCAAGAUGGGGCACGGACCUCUGUACUGAAAGAAGAUCUUCCAGCGUGGAUUCGGUUGAACACAGACAUUCCCCUUUGUCUCCUUCUCUUCCAUCUCCUCUUAGUCUACUGAAGAACAGUCCUAUUUUUUCUUCUGUCCCCUCUGAGGAACGUAGCAACUGGCAACAAAUCCACGCCCCCGUCCCCUUCCGGCCACUUCCGAUCAAGACCGGUCGCCUAUCCAUCCCAUGGUCGCUUUCAGAAUCUACUGACUGGGUAACAGUAGCAGCGGCCAGCUCUGGUGUUGGUAGCAGCAUAGCGGUUCACCCAAGCCAGAGCCCAAUUCCUAGCUCGAACAUACUGCGUUUCCCUAAACCCAUCCCACCAAGCAGCGGCCACCAGUCUCGCAUACGUGGCCCAACACCUAGCGGCCUGCGGCCCUGGUCACGAAGACACAUGUCAGAGCAUACAGAGAGUAGAGAAAAGAGAGUGACAGAAGCCGUUACAGCGCCGCCCCAGUGGAGAGUCUCAGCAGCGCAGCAAGAGAGGAUUUUUGGUGAGAAUCUGAGAGAGGAUGAAGAAGAUGCACCGUUAGACCUGUCUGAGACGGGACGUUCAAAAAGCAGAGAGAGAGAGACAACACACUCACAGAGUGAUACAUCAUCAUCUUCAUCUUCCUCACCACCUGCUACACUUUCAUCCUCAUCUCAAUGCCCAUCAAGCCCUCAGAGUGAUCAGCAGACGGCAGACAAUAAUACACAGCAGGAGGAAAGACAGGAAACAUGUAAGGAACAGGAAGAAGUUAAGGAAGUUGAAAGAUCUCCAUCAGCUGAAAUGUCUGUCAGCUCAGAGAAAAAGAAAAUCCCACCUCUAACCAUUUCCCUCCAACCAGUUGUGGUUGUGGAGUCCCUUAAAUCAGUAGGACAGCUGUCUGAUACUGGAAGCAGACCAAUGGAACAAGAGGAGAAGGAGAACAAUAACCACGAAGUAAGCAGAAAAAGACCUGGGCAGGAUACUGAUGGUGUUUCCCAGCGCUCACUAAAAGAGAGGAAAAUACGUCUGAGCAGGGGACCUCAAGGAAACCAUGCAGACUCGGAGCAAGGAUGAAGACGAUGGAUUCAACUGUGAUCUGUGAUCUGCUGUGGUUAUUCAGACAGCCAUUUUGUUAUCACCCUUCAACACCAGUUGAAUCACGUUGAAACACUAGACUUUAGCUGCACUGUAUCAAACUGAAUACACAAUUUAGUGCAAACUGGGAAUAAGAUCUAUUAGUAGCAUGUAUCUGAAUUUGUGCUGGAUGAAUUUUCUACUUCACUGGUUCAAUUUCCCAGCCAUCUUUAGCUUUACCAAAACAGGAAGCCAGCUGUUUUUACUGACAAGGGGGCUGUAAAUAAACUUAUCAGCUAGAUAUGUUUUUAUUUCCUCAGUUUGACAUUCUUCUUCUUUUAAAAAAAACAAAAAAACAAAAAGAGUUAUUAUUAAGCACGUGAGUAUGUGUAAUUGCUUGCCAUCUUGUGUUCUUAUUAUUGUUAUGUCAACUCUAACUUUGCGCUCUUUCUCUCUUCCGUGUAAGAGGUGUCGCAUCUCAUCUAUUUUUGUCUCUGUCUGAGCUCUACGGCCUGCUUCUUGUAGAUGUGACAAAAUGAAAAACCCUCUGCUUCCCCUUUUUUUUUUGAGAUGUCAAGCAUAUAUUUUGUAAUAGUGAAUUUUCCACUUGCAGCUGUAAAAGCUUUCAGAGUGUGAAAGGAGGAAGGGUAAAACUGUGAAGAAAAAAGUCUACUUUUUUAAACUUUCUGUACCAUUGUUUCAAACUAACUGUUAACCUUUGCCUUGCACCAUUUUUAGAGAUCAUUUGGAGAAUGCUAAAAUUCUUAAUUUUCUAGACACUAGCAGGAUAUAACAGUAACCUAACAACCAACAUCUAAAUAAAUAAAAGUACUGAUAGCUGUGGUCAUAUUUAGUGAUGCAUCACCUAUAAUUGGUUUAGGAUGUGGGAAACACCUGUUGCAGGAAGAGGUUAAAUCGUUUUCACCGUCAAGAACCUGAGUGGAACAAUUCAGAAUUUUUUACUUGAAUACACUAAUCACAACAACACUUAGCAUACUUACUUUUGUAUACUUUACCAAGUUGUAUGAGCAAAGUACAAAGGUAAAAAUCCCAGUAAAAACCCUUGGAUCAACA